Messenger RNA from Amoebophrya sp. A120, 2818 nucleotides. The record is from the annotation of a GenBank genome assembly. Lineage: Eukaryota; Dinophyceae; Syndiniales; Amoebophryaceae.
GAACCAUCAUGGUGAAAAUGAAUAAUCAAGAACGAAAAUUAAUCCUUGGCAUGCCGUAAGUAGGACGGUUCAGUCUACGGGGGCAGAGGGUGUUUAUCAUUACCAUGUUUUGCUUUGCGACGUCGCGUUUUAAUGUUUCUUAAUCCUAGAAGUCGUACGGAAAUUUGAAUUGUGUUUUUGGUCCGCCGGUCGCCGCCUGACGCUGACGCCAGCGCUACGUUGCUCACAGAUGACGUGAGCCACUGUGCGAGGAGCAGUCCUCUGUUCCUCGCCGGGGACGGCAAUGGGAGUCUCUCUGCGUGCCUCCGUGCUGCGGUCUGGUGUGGCACCGAGCUUGUUGCUAACGACAGGUUUUGGACAUGAUGCUGUCGCGUCGCUGCGUUACGCUCAGGCGUCACUGCUCGCAAAGCACCGAAUAAACACGUUGAAGAAUUAUCAAUCCAGGAAAGUAGAAGUAGACUACACCAGAAGGGAUGCGCAAGCGGAGGGGGAAACUGGGUUGCAGUCUCCGCCGGCGGCAGCUGCAGAAACAACUGCUCCGGCUGGUCCAGGGGAUGCAGCUGCCGGUGCCACGACGCCGGCUUACGAAGAGCAGAAGUGUGCGUUUGACAAUGCGCUGUUUAACCUGAGCCCGUCGGACCAGCAGUCGCUGUUGCAGGAAAUCGGUACGAUGCAGGCAGACGUGGACUAUGUGCGGUCGGGGGGCAGCCACCUGUGCGGGUUUUGGAACACUCCCUGCAACUGCCCGAAUGGGUGGAUCGUAUUCGGCGUGCCGCAUCUGGGCCUUUGGUCGACGCCGCCCUACCCGGUGCCUGCGUCUGCCACCGCUGCCACCAGCUCGCCCGUGGUGUGUGGGUCCGCGCAGAUGCAAAUCCCGCCCGCCUUUCUUUCGCAAGUGGAGCAGAGCGGGGGCAAGAACCUCGCGGAGUGCCACUGCUACGGGCAAAACCCCAUGGGGAAGCAUCUGCAGAAGCAGCUGAACUCCGUUUCGCUGCUGCAGGAAGCGUGGGUCUUCCUCUUGCGCCUCCUGGAGCGGCGAAAACUGAUGCCACUGGGCACGCGCAACGUCAAGACGCAGGGCAUGGAAAACUGGUCCAAGCGCGCCACAGAAAUCGGCGCGCCCCCACGGGUCCCGGAGCACUACUUUAUCAAUCGCUACAUGAUGGCGCUGCGAAACAUGCCACAGCUCUUCCAAGUUCUCCUGAGAAACGUGCCCGCGGCAGCGACCCAGCCGCAGCAAGCUGCGGCGAUCUCCGCGACAGACACGACACUAUCCGAAAAGCUAGACCACUUAGGGCCCGACCAACUCGCGACCCUCCAAACAGCGACGCAAGAAGAAGAACAGAGCAACAAGGGGAAAGGGAUGAUCACGACCCGUGCCGGCGGAUUGCGUUGCGGGGAGUGGGCCGAGGUGAACUACGCACUGCUUUUCCAGCACUUUUGCCAGGACAUCAUCGCGUUUCGCUACGAGCCGACGCUGCAGGGCGUGCCGCCGCAUUUGGACCUGCAUGCCCACACACUAUACGGGGAUAUCCUCGAGUACCCCAAGCUCCUCGGGCCUGAUAACUACCUGGAUCUGAUCGUGUCCACGCAGGUGUUAUGCAUUGCAAAUAUGUCAUCUGGACCUGGAGCAAGGCAAGUUGUCAUGCCAAAUUUGGAUCGCGAUCGCUAUCGCUAUCGCACAAAAUCAAAAAUCUGUGUUGCAUGGACGCUAAACGUUGCUCAUUCUCAUGCGGGUUCGUUAUGAAGAUCAAGUUCAAGAUGCUGUCGCAAAACCUGCGAUGCUUCAGACUGCAUUCCAGACCAUUUUUAAGGUCCACGAGAGCAGGCACUACAAACGCGCGCAUCCCUCCAGGUCCAGACACAUUUGCCUUUGAUAGGUGUUCGAGCACCUGCCCCACCCGGAGCAGUCCGCCACAGCGCUGUACAACAGUCUGCACGCCGGGGGGUUGCUGUUCCUCUCCGUGCCACAGCUCGCGCAGUACCACCAGGUACCGGGCGACUUUUUUCGCUACACCAAGGAGGGCGUGCAUUCGUUGCUCUCGAACGCGGGCUUCUGUGUGCCGAAGACGCUGAUGGCGAGCGGCGGAGACUACGUCUGGGACAUCGCCCGCAGCGCCGGGCUGCAGACCUCCGACUUCACGCAGGACGAAAUCGACCAGGCCUUCCAGUGGGGCUACGACGCCAUGAGCGACGGGGCGUCCACCAUUUUUGCGGUGGCGAUCAAGCCCCCUCACCCGCAUCCAGAAUGCCACGGCUUUCGAUAAAAACGAAGAUCGAUGUUGAGCACCAGCACGACCACUGGAUUCGUAUGAUAUUUGUACACACAAAGACCGAGUCAUCUUGAAGCCCUCUUGAUGCCUAUGCGUUUUUCUUUUUCAUUUUUCCAUCUGAGCGUGCUGGUCUUCGUUCUUGUAGCAAAUGCAAAACUAUGAGUAUGGAAAUUAAUAUCUUACAGCACCACGCCGCUGGUUCGGUUUCUCGUGAUUCUAUCCGCUAUGAGUAGAACGAUUGAGUUGUGCCUUGGUUACUGCCACGCUUCUGGCUCCCCCCGUGAAAAAGUUUUCACUUGGAGAUGCGUCUCUAUACAUGAGGUAAUGAUUGUACAUAGAAAUGUGCGUCUUUUCUUUUCCAGUUUCUUUGCAGCGAAAGCAUGCAAAGCUGCCGCCCAAGGUAAGGGUCCCGUCUCGGCGCAAUGAAACAAAAAGCUGGGUAAUAAAACUUGAACUUGCGGAGAAAAUGAACAGUUAGACUACGGUGACUCCGUUGGCGUGCCGAAACAAGUUCACCACUAAACAACGAGCACUCAUGAGAAAGC